Molecule: messenger RNA, 456 nt
Organism: Blepharisma stoltei
Lineage: Eukaryota; Ciliophora; Heterotrichea; Heterotrichida; Blepharismidae
Source: the annotation of a GenBank genome assembly
AUGUCAAUAGAACAUUCAGGAAGGGUAAAGGUUUUCGUAUACGGCACUCUUAGAUAUGCAUUAUCUAAUUAUCAUGUUCUCAAAGAUCCAGUUUUCGUUAGAGAAGACUAUGCUAGCGGGCUCGAUUUAUAUCCAAGAACUGACGGCUGUUAUCCUUUUGCUAUCGAAGGUGAAGGAAGAGUUAAAGGUGAGCUUUAUCUAUUGAAAUCAGAAGACAUUCCAGCACUAGACGAUUUUGAAGGAGUGCCUAAUCACUACAUUCGAAAAGAAAAGCAGCUUGAAUCUGGAGAAUCUGCUCAAAUAUAUCUUCAUGGAGAUCUUGAUUCUCUUUUAGAGCUUGAAAGAAACGGGUAUGUCCAAAAGUUCCCAGAGGGUGACUGGGUUCUUUAUUUAGACCAAAAAAGCCUACUGUACGACAACGUUAAAGAAAUGAGAAGAGAAAAAGGUUUAUCGUAA